ACUGCACGCAAAGGGGUGUACGACGUACGUACUACGCUCAACUUCAGCAGACGCACGACGACUAAAUAUGUCGAGCACGAGGCUAAUUCGAAAGCUCUUGAAACGUCUAUGACUCACGAUGUGCUAGGGCUUCCUGUGCACAGGCUAACUUGCCAUUGCCGCUGUACAACCGACAAAUAGCUUCGGCGAGUGCAGCAAGCAGCACUCAAUAUGUGGUGUCAUCUUCAAUACCUCCGUGUGUCAUGCCUGUUCCAUGCAUUCCCAAGCGACACGACCCGCUCCAGACUUCUUCGCUCGCAAAUCUCGGUAACACAAUCUCUUCCAAUGCCCCCGGCAUCACUCCCCAUUUUGUGCCAUUCGCUGCGAAUGAUGUUUCACGAUACGAUAAUCGUCCUCUUGUAGAUAAUUCUCGCAAGUGUGAUAGAAUUCCAGCGUUCAUGAGGAAAUUCCCCAACGAAUCAUAUUCAUGGUUGAAUGGUGAUUGGCAGUCAUGUAUACAUCCCGAAGGCGCGCUGUAUUUUUAUAACGACCGCAGAAAAACAUUCACUGAAGCGAACAUGGACGAAACUACGUUCUGCUUGAUCGACGGAUACGUAGAUGGACUAUACGACCUAGCACGCGCAGAAUCAGUGAACCUCCAAAUCGAUGACAUCGAGCUCGUUGUGCAGUUAUGGCCGGCUGAACCCGAGGAUGAACAAGUGUCCUGUCAAUAUUACUUUGUUGACCACGCUUUUCGAACUCUCUUUUGGCUUCACGACCACGAUCAAGCGACAGUGAACAUUUUUAGCGGGCUCCAAGCCGUCGCUGAUCCGAGCCACAUUCGAUAUGCCCUGGAGUCUGAGUACUGGACGCACUGCGAACGCUACCCGAACCACCAGAUGGAUCGAGUCAAGCUUCUCAAGGAACUGAGGGAGGUCGUCAUGCAUGCGAGUGCAGAGAUCAUCACUUCGGAUAUGUCGUUGUCGCCGUUUGACGCCGAUGAACUCUCCAGAAUCCUGGAGCUGAUCAACCAUCUUAAAGAGAAUGCCGAGGAAAAUGAUUUCCCUCAUUCAACUUGUAUCAUCGCGAGGUUCAUGCAUUACUUCUAUAGAGCCAAGUUUUUCAACUUCUGUGGUCUACCCUGUGCUCGUCUCGAUGCCGACAGAUCUGUGUACAAGGAGGAUGCUGCCGUGCGUCCACUGACCAGCAGCCUUUCUUUGGCUCUCGAUGCCAUGCUUUUUUGGGCUCCGCAAGCGCACUUGAAAGAUAUUCGAAGGGUGUGGGUUGACGAGUGCAUCAACACGCCGCGGUGGAAAGACUUUAACAGUAAACUCAUGGCGGAAUGGACUGGGAUCACGAUCUACUCUACCGUCAUGUUGGCCGUAGAUGUGAGUUUUCUUGCAGUGCCGAACGUAAACAUCAGCCAGUCGCAAUCGAUCGGGAUCGUUUCUACCUACCUUUCGAUUAUUUUCAUCACCGGCUCGUUGAUCGCCUCAGUCCUGCUCGCGCGUCAGAACCAGAGAUAUGGUUUUGAAUCAGCCGACAAAGCGGCUGAAUUCCUCUCAAAUUUGACGGGCACAUUUUUUGGAGUGAAAGCCCUCGCAACGGUUCACAGUCUGCCAUACGCAAUGCUUAUGUGGGGGAUGAUCUACUUUGCAAUUGCCCUUCUGUACAACGUGUUCAAAUCUACGACGACGGCCAUGCUAGCAUCAGUUGCCAGCGGGUGUGUGGUCGUCACCAUGUUCAUAUUGUGGUUCAUCUGGGCUGCGAGAGAGGUUCAUGUUUUCAGGCGACUGGCUAAGCUCAUUCUUUCUUCCGUGUUUGUGAAAGAUACCCAACCUUAGCACUUUGGGAUUUUAUCACCGUCAACUUUCCAUACAAUGGUGUUGGCAGAAGGCUUAAGAUACACUGAAUCUGUUAUCUCCUUAGCACUACAUUUCGAGGGAGUAUCUUAGUUAUUACGCUCUUCGAUGUGCAAGCACUAGCUAGAUCAAACAUAUAUCGAGGACAAGAUCAUGAUGUGCAUGUUUCUCAUCUGUAAAC
This is a messenger RNA of Suillus paluster, 2022 nucleotides long. RefSeq lists its product as uncharacterized. Lineage: Eukaryota; Fungi; Basidiomycota; Agaricomycetes; Boletales; Suillaceae. The transcript has 14 exons. Bases 243 to 1823 code for a protein of 526 amino acids. The record is from RefSeq and is a predicted model, not a curated record.